GAGCGGAAAGAAUGUCGGAGCGGGCCGCCGAUGACGUCAGGGGGGAGCCGCGCCGCGCGGCGGGCGGAGCCGCGGGCGCCCGGCAGCAGCCCCAGCCUGCGCAGCCCCAGCGGCAGCAGCCGGCGCCGCGGCGCCCACGGCCGGACGACGGGGGCCCGGGCGCCGCCGCCGCCGCCGCCUCCUCCUCCUCCUCCUCCUCCUCGGCCGCCGCCGCCUCCACCUCGGCCGCCGCCAUGGCGACGGCGGGGGAGCGCAGGCCCCUGCCCAGUCCCGAAGCGAUGCUGGGGCAGCCGUGGGCGCUGUGGGUCGAGGCUUCCAAACUUCCCGGGAAGGACGGGACGGAACUGGACGAAAGUUUCAAGGAGUUUGGGAAAAACCGCGAAGUCAUGGGGCUCUGUCGGGAAGACAUGCCGAUAUUUGGUCUCUGUCCAGCUCAUGAUGAUUUCUACUUGGUGGUGUGUAACAACUGUAACCAGGUUGUCAAGCCGCAGGCAUUUCAGUCUCAUUACGAAAGAAGACACGGCUCAUCCAGCAAGCCCUCUGCGGCCAUCCCUCCCACAUCAGUGUUUUCCUUCUUCCCUUCUCUGUCCAAAAGCAAAGGCGGCAGCGCAGGUGGAAGCAGCCGGUCUUCCAGUGCAGGUGUCCUGCGCGCAUCGUCACCGAGUUCCAAGGUGUUGAAAUUGCCCAAAGAGAAACUGCAGCUCAGGGGGAGCAUCAGGCCCAUGAACCCCGCCCAGCAGACUCAAGUCCCCCAUAGUAGACUUAUGACGCCCUCUGUGAAGGUGGAAAAGACGCACCCGAAGAUGGACGGCACACUACUGAGAUCUGCAGUGGGGCCGACCUGUCCUGCUACUGUGAGUUCCUCAGUCAAGCCUGGCCUUAACUGCCCCUCAAUACCAAAGCCAACCUUGCCUUCACCUGGACAGAUACUGAACGGCAAAGGGUUUUCUGCACUGCUCAUGCUGGACAAGAAAUCUGAAGACAGUUCCAACAACAGGAAAUUUUUAAAUAAGAGAUUGUCCGAAAGAGAGUUUGAUCCUGACAUCCACUGUGGGGUCAUUGAUCUUGACACCAAGAAGCCCUGCACCCGCUCUUUGACAUGCAAGACACAUUCCUUAACACAGCGGAGAGCUGUCCAGGGUAGAAGAAAACGAUUUGAUGUGUUAUUAGCCGAGCACAAAAACAAAACCAGGGAAAAGGAAUUGACUCGCCAUCCGGACUCUCAGCAACCGCCGCAGCCUCUCAGGGACCCGCAUCCCACCCCCCCUAGAGCGUCGCAGGAGCCACAGCAGAACCCUCAUGGAGUGGUUCCUUCUGAGUCAAAGCCUCUCGUAGCUAGUAAACCUAAACCUCACACCCCUAGUCUUCCAAGGCCUCCAGGCUGCCCUGUCCAGCAAGGUGGGAGUGCCCCCAUUGACCCUCCACCAGGACACGAGUCUCCACACCCUCCCCUGCCUGCCACUGAGCCAGCUUGUCGGUUAUCCAGCGAGGAGGGCGAAGGCGAUGACAAAGAAGAGUCUGUUGAAAAACUGGACUGUCAUUAUUCAGGUCAUCAUCCUCAGCCAGCAUCUUUUUGCACAUUUGGGAGCCGGCAGAUUGGAAGAGGCUAUUACGUGUUUGACUCCAGGUGGAACCGGCUUCGCUGCGCCCUCAACCUCAUGGUGGAGAAGCAUCGGAACGCCCAGCUGUGGAGGAAAAUCCCGCCCGUUCCCUGUGCCACGUCACCUGUCUCUGCACGUGUUCCUCACCGGACAAACUCUGUGCCGACAUCGCAAGGUGGGAUUAGCUAUCACUCAGCAGCCUCCGCCUCUACAUCCCCAGUCCUGCUGCCGUCCGCCUGCGUCUCCCCCAGUAGCAAGUCAGCACCAGCGCAUGGAACCACCCUGAACGCACAGCCUGCUGUGUCUGGGGCAGUGGAUGCUGUGUGCAGUGUGCAGCCCCGGCAAGUGUCCUCUUCAUCCUCAUCCCCCUCCACACCCUCUGGCCUCUCUUCAGUCCCUUCCUCCUCUAUGUCCAGGAAACCUCAGAAGUUAAAACCCAGCAAGUCUUUAAGGCCCAAGGAGUCUUCUGGUAACAGCACUAACUGUCACAACGCCAGUAGCAGUACCAGUGGCGGCUCAGGAAAGAAACGCAAAAACAGUUCCGUACUGUUGGUUCAUUCUUCCUCCUCCUCCUCCUCUUCCUCUUCUUCUUCUCAUUCCAUGGAGUCUUUCAGGAAAAACUGUGUGGCUCAUUCUGGGCCUCCCUACCUGUCAACAGCAGCAUCUUCCCACAGCAUCAGCCUCAAUUGUGUGACAAAUAAGGCCCACUCGGUGAGCCUGAGGCAUGAGCCGACAGGGAGGGGCCCUCCCGGAGGGAGCCCCACAGAGUCCAUCAAGAGGAUGAGUGUGAUGGUGAACAGCAGCGACUCCACGCUUUCUCUUGGCCCAUUCAUUCAUCAGUCCAGCGAAUUACCCAUCAACUCCCACAGCAGUUUUUCGCACUCGCACACUCCUCUAGACAAACUCAUAGGAAAGAAAAGAAAGUGCUCACCAGGCUCCAGCAGCGUCAGCAACAAUAGCAGCAAACCCACCAAGGUUGCCAAGUUGCCAGCCAUGAACAACGUCCACACGAAACACACAGGCGCCAUCCCAGGGGCACAAGGACUGACGAACAGUUCCCUCCUUCAUCAGGAUACCUCCUCACCUUGCUCACGAGCAGGAAUUUCAGCAGCAGCACCCCAGAGCCCUGACUUAAAAUCCAAAGGCACGUCCCUGACAGCUGACAGCAUCACGGGGAGGAAUAAUCCGGACCCUUUUGAGGACAAGUUACACCUCCGCUCAGCACUCUGGACUCCACGAUGCCUUUGAGUCACUUUCCCCAAACUCCUGUGGGCCUCCAGGGUCACCUGGGGCUGUUGUUUCACGAGGCUUCCCCGAAGCUGUGUCUGCAGCAGUGAGUACUCAUCAAGGACACUGGGCCGCGCUCAGCCACCGGAUUGCUGGUGUCAGUGUUAGAGUGGUCUGGACUGCUUGCUACCAAUCUGUGAGAAGUUUCGUUUGUGUUUGUUUUCUUUAACUUGCAGUAUAUCUCAGAGUUCUGGGCAAAAGAACGUAGAUGCUCCUCCCUUUCAAUUUCUUUCUCUCUCUUCUUUUUAAUACACUGUCUCCUGUAGCUCGCUACUCUUCAGUAGGUAGGGCAUUCUGACUGGAGGUAUUCCAGAGGGGAGCGAGCUGCGCCAUUCUGGGCUUUAGACUUUAUAGCAAUAUCCCAGGAGUAGAAUGUGAACAUUGGUUAUGACACAGUAAGCUUGUCAAAACCUUGAAAGUGAAGACCUGCUGAAGCUAUGGAUGCCCAGAUGUCAGUGUAAGCCAUACUGGGUCGCAAGAGCAAUUCUGUAUGGUGAAAAGAGAGAGAGAGAAGCAAGCAAGAAAACUAGUUUUGAUGAUGAAAAGGCAGAUCGGCAGAGGGUUGGAAGAGAUAAAAAUCAUAAACGAGGGAGGGAAAACUUGUGCAAGAUUUCCAGAGGUGGGAUUUUCUUGUUAAGUCUCAUGUUAAGCUUUCCAUCAGAUUGGGUUGCUUGUCUUACCCACGUCUAUUUCAUUGCCUUUUCAAAGAUCAGGAGGAUGUACUUAGUGUCUCCGCCGUUACUCCCACUUCCCCUUUGGAUGCUGGUCCAGAACCCAGUGCAAAUUUCUGCCUCCAGAGCUGCUGGCGUCCACAGUGCGUAUCCGUGCGUCCUCCAGGCCACUGCUGCUCUCUGGGAAGGAGUGGUGGGGCGCAUGUUCACGUGCCUGUGGGGAGACUGUGUGAGGUGACCAGUGUCGUAGGACCGGUGCCAGCCAUCGUCCUUCAGUGGGUCUUGGAACCCUCCCAACAUUUUCCCAAAAGUACCCAAUCCCCAAAGAAGGUUUAAUUUGUUAGAACAGCAUUGCUUGAGUUGAGAAGUUAUCAGUGAACUUUAGGGAUGGCCUGGGGCCUUUUACUGGGUGAUUCCACCACCACAGCUCCUGAACAGAGAACCAGGCCCUCUGGCGUAGGAGAGCACAGAGUGGCCAAAUACAGGGUAAAUUUCCAAGGCUCUGAUCAUUGCCUGAGCCAAGGCCUGGACAGAGCCAGUCCGUGCAUCCUUUUCCCCUACAAUUCUUAGGUUACAACCUUCAGUUUCAGGGAACUUCAAGUCAACAACAGGUAGAAUGAAUAAAUACUUGGUUACCAGCCUAAUAAUGUGAAUUGCUACAGAAUUAUUCUUAUUAUGUAAGAAAAUGGACUUUAUGCAGAGACUUUAGCUAUAAAUUGAUGUAAAAUAUUGAUUUUUUAAAGGGAGGGGAAACACUCUUGUUCACUUAUUAUGCAAUCAGUUGGUAAAUGUGUUUAAGAUGAUGCUACUGGGAACAGGAAGGAGGGAGCAUGCAUGGGCCGAUGUGGAAACGUUAGGAGAGAUCAGUCUCCUGGGCUGUUCCAUCCGAUGAGGGAAGAGAAGGCAAGAGGGAAUCAGCUCCUAGUGAUUCCUCGCUGACAAGUGCAAUGGCGGUGGGGAGAGUGUCUUUUCAGAGCCAAGGGGAUUUGAUGGUCAUAGAUUAGGUUGCUUCCAGUGAUGGGACUUAUGCACAGAUCAUGUUCUGAACGGUUGGAGUAGCAUCCGCAAUAGCAAGUUGAUUCCGAAUUAUGUAGAUUUUCUUAGAUUAGCGAGUGGUGAUCCUUGGAUUUCUUAGACUGGUUCAAAUUGAGUUUCACUAUGUCUCCCGGUAAUACACAGAGCAUCGGGAUUAGGAAAUUAGCCAUUUUGGAUUCUGCCUGCCACAAACAGACUUACUCUAAACAGUGCUAUUAAAUUUUAGACUGUUCAAAUAUUUUAUUUUCUCUGAUAACUACUUUUUAUGAUGACAAACAAGUAAGACCAUUUAAAACACGGGAGUACAAGUAUUUUUUGAAUUAAAUUAACUUGCAAAAACCAAAUUUGCAGUGGAUAGGUUGUUUCUAGACAGACUUUGGUAUCAAUUUAAAACCAAGAUAAUUUUUAUAUUCUUUCCAGUAGAAUUCAUGACAACUUCUGCAGUUUUCUUACCUACCAAACAAGUGCUGCAAUGAAGAACAAAGAAUUGUACAAAACCUACUUUUGUACUUUAUUUUGGGAUUCUUGUUCUAUUAUAAAUAUGGAAGUAUCCCUAUUUCAGAAGACAUAUUUUGUUAGAAAUGAAUUGUACAUAUUUAAAUAUGUAUUUUUGCACAGGUCUUUUUUUCUGAUAUCCUGUUUUGGUACAAUUGAGAUCAUCUAGUAUUUAUUUAUUAAUUAAUAAAAGUAAAUACCUUUUUAUAAUUUGAAGUGGUUCACUGCCAAGCCAAUAGUUCUAGAACUGCCUCCUUUACCAUUUAGGGACACCUCUGAGAGUUCCAGGAAAGUCUGUGUCCCUUGGCGUCUCGGGGUGGGUUCAUGCCGAUGAAGUGGGCAUUGCUUCUCCCAGCUGCCUGGCUCCCGACAGACUACGCGUAACAAAGUGACACACUGCUUUCUUUCGUUAGUUCUAUGUAUGCGAGAGUGUUUGCGCGCAUGUGUGUGCCUGUGGUAUACACGCUGAGUACAUGUGUGUUAUUAGUAUGUGAUGUGGUUUAAAAUAAAUGGAAUAAAACAACUGAAAGUGCCUGAACUGAGUUUUAAGCUUAAACAGACUCUCUUUAAAAAAGACUUGAAUGCGCAGUUGGACUUCUGGAGUUUGCUUUUUUCCACCUAAAUGUUUUUUUCUAAAGUUUUAGAGGAAGGAGUUGAAAACCACAGGGGCUGGUAAUUUUUAAGGGUUUUAAAUGAAGACCUUUGGGUCCAUAGUGCUUCAGCUGGUGAGGGACUGUCCAGCCGCACCAAGGGCCACAAGUCUGUCAGCCAGCAGCUUACAUGAUAUGUCUGUGUCUGUUUGCUAUUCUCUCAUAAAUACAGUUAUGAUAGAAUAUUUAAAAUAUUUUGUAUUCCAAAAAUACAAUGCAAAGUACCUCUGAGAACAUUGAAAAAUGUGUAAUUUGAAGAAAAAUGUAACUAUAAAGGCAGCUGUCUUCCUGCUAAGAGUUCUGUUGCCAAGGAAUUUCUGUCUCUCAUUCUGUCCUGGGUGGGGAAAAGUUGGGCUUUGAAAAAUGAUUGUUAAAAGUUUUAUUGUUUAGAAGAUCACUUUUACAUUUGUGUAAAACAUUUUACUUUCAGAUCACUUAAAUGAGCACUACAUACUGUCAGGGGAAUGUAGGGCCUGGAAAGAAGUUUGCCAUUUUUAGCUUGGUCAUAGAAGCAACUCCUGCGUGAAGCGUGUGGGUACCGGAUACCGCGUGCACAUAAGCCAGAGCGUCUCAGCGGGACUUCGUGUUGGCUGCUGUAUAGAACAUGAGCAAAUGUCAAGGGAUAGAAAAUUACUUUGGAUAUUUAAAAGAGAAGAAAUAUAUAGUCUAUUUGUUUUGUAACAAGUUUCUGUAAAUAAAAUAAUUUAUACUAUUUAUAAGAAAAAGUUGUGCUUUGCUUUAUGAGAAAUUAGUUUGUAGAACAAACAUGUUACUAAACGGGCAAUAAAAUUAGGACUUCUCAAUAAAUAAGGUUGGCUGAAUGAAA
Molecule: messenger RNA, 6565 nt
Organism: Jaculus jaculus (lesser Egyptian jerboa)
Lineage: Eukaryota; Metazoa; Chordata; Mammalia; Rodentia; Dipodidae
Gene: Atxn7
Product: ataxin 7
Exons: 12
Coding region: 12-2849 (945 amino acids)
Source: RefSeq, a predicted model, not a curated record